Messenger RNA from Echinostoma caproni, 1350 nucleotides. Lineage: Eukaryota; Metazoa; Platyhelminthes; Trematoda; Plagiorchiida; Echinostomatidae. The record is from the annotation of a GenBank genome assembly.
AUGUUGGUUCCUGUGUUAGAAAUAAUACGUCAGGAACAAACAAUGGCAAGCAAAGGAUGCAGACCACUCCGUAAAAUUCAAAGGACGACCCAUUACUGUGGGUUGGUUCAUCAAAUAUGUGAACUUAAAAGUAAUACAUUAUUGCCCUUGUUCUCCUUCUUUGCCAGAAACAAACUCAACGGAAGCAACCGUGGGCUGAAACAAGUAGAGCUGAACAUGACCCGAACCAUUUUUCUUCUGAAAGUGUUAGUGGUCGGUCUGCUCGGUCUGUGCUUCCUCGGCAUAUGGACCAUAUCCAUGUCAAGGUACAAACAUCAAGACCCAAUUCUGUUUCGUAAUCAGCCGGUGUAUCUUUCCCUGAAAAAUCUCAAAGAUAAGUACUAUGUACAUCAGGAGGAAAAAGCAUUUCCCCUUGCAUUUGGUAUCAUAGCCUACACAGACAUUGAUAGGGUUAUUCGACUUUUACGUGCUAUUUACCGACCACACAAUUUUUACUGUAUUCAUGUGGACAAGAAAGCGUCGAGCGAUUAUUAUAAAGUAAUGCAAGAGGCUGUGGAACAAAUCGGUACAAAUGUGUUCUUAAUUCCGGAUCAAGAACGAAUCUCUGUUUCCUGGGGUCAUAUAAGCACCCUGGAGGCAGAUUUAUCCUGUGCCAAACGGUUAUUGGAAUUUUCAUCUUUCUGGCGUUAUUGGAUUAACCUAACCGGUGAUCAAGUGCCACUUAUUAUUCUGUCUUCUAUGGCCAACACUACAAAUGACACAGCCAUAUCCCACCCACCCUUAAUGACCCCAACCAGUAUUGAUUAUUUCGUUUCCAAUUUGGUUAAAUGGUUCAAAGGUGCUGUCCAUGUCGCUCUACGCCGAGAAUUUGUUGAAUAUAUGAUCAAAAAUCCGUUGGCUUUAAAACUGCUAAAUGCGCUCCGUGAAUGGGAGUAUUAUCGACGUUUUCGUGUCGUAGCGGACGAACAAUAUUUUGCCACAUUGAACAAUAAUCCGCACGUAUACCGGAUUCCUGGUUCCUACACUGGGGAUCUAUUGGCCAAUGAACGGCUUGAAUUGGAUGUGGAUUUCGCCAAUAUGAGUUUAUGCGGAACUAAUUUCUGGGUACGAUCAAUCUGUAUGCUCGGACUAAAAGAUCUGGAUGCAUUGCGAAACAGUCCACGUUUGUUCGCAAAUAAAUUUAUUCCCUUUGUUGAACCGGAAGCUUACGAUCAACUGGAACAUUGGAUCGAAAUGAAAGCAGAAUAUGAAAGACAAUUUUCCAGAUUUCAUCCAACUUUUAACGUUUCGGUUUACUCCAAUUUAGACCAGGAUAGCUCAAGCUUCAUAUUUCCUCGUGCUUCCUGUUAA